GCGGAUGUUCCGUCUGUAACAAUAACAGCGUAGUUGGGGAGAAAUCAGACCCUGAAGUUGCGUUGAGGUCCUGGGCGAGUGGAGAUGUGCUCGGUGUAAAACUAAAAUAUUAGAUACAAGAAGACUGCUUUUAACCGAUAACAUUCUGAGUGUACGAUCGACCACAGGCUGAAGCAGGCGCUCGUUCAAAUGACAACUGGCCACUUUUGGAAGGCCGUGGGUAAACGGAGUUAAGCUAACAGUGCGCAGCAACCAUGUCGUCGGAGGAAAUGUUUCGUUUUGCGGCCUCGCCUUUGGCUUCGUCUCCGCCCCGUUCUCCUGCUCUCUGAUCCCACCGGGGAGAGAAACCAGCCGAAGUUACUUCGCGGUCCACUGUCACUCCAGCGAACAGUUAGCAUUGCGCGUUAGCUCCCACCCGCCGCCCCUUCUAGCCCGCUAGCGUCCACGCCAUGGCGGACAGCUUUGGAGACGAGUCCAGCGGCGGUGCCCUCGGCUUAGGCGUCACCGGCCCGGGCGGCGGAGCGCCGUUGAUGCCGACUUUGGCCAACUCGCUGCCGGGCGGGUAUUCGGCUGUCAGCGGGGCUCACCCCGGCCCCAACCCCGCGUCCCCGCCUGUCGCCGCGGUCGCGCAGAGUGGCCUAACCGCUGUGGUGGCGCCCAUGUCCGCCGUGGCCGCUACGCCGGUCGCCUUCGGGAACACGUUCACGCCCGGGUCCUCGCCGCCGGUCGUGGCCGUGUCUCCCACCGUGCACGCCUCCUCGCCUCUGCCCGGCAUCGGGCUGGGGGUCGGCGGGGUGGCCGGAGCCAGUCUCCUGUCCCAGAUCCACGCCACGUCCUGGGACCCGACCCUCAGCACGGACUGGGACAACGAGAAGGCUUCGCAGCAGUGCAUCCUGAGGAUAAAACGAGAUAUCAUGUCCAUCUACAAAGAACCCCCACCGGGGAUGUUUGUUGUCCCUGAUCCUCAAGAUAUGACCAAGAUCCACGCUCUGAUCACAGGGCCCUUCGACACACCAUACGAGGGCGGCUUCUUUCUGUUCUUGUUCCGCUGCCCCCCUGACUACCCCAUCCACCCACCCAGAGUCAAGCUCAUCACCACGGGACACAAUACCGUUCGCUUCAACCCCAACUUCUACCGCAAUGGCAAGGUCUGUCUCAGCAUCCUGGGGACAUGGACAGGCCCAGCAUGGAGCCCAGCCCAGAGCAUCUCCUCUGUCCUCAUCUCCAUCCAGUCUCUGAUGACAGAGAACCCUUAUCACAAUGAACCUGGAUUUGAACAGGAACGACACCCAGGAGACAGCAAGAACUACAAUGAGUGUAUUCGCCAUGAAACCAUGAGAGUGGCAGUGUGUGACAUGCUUGAAGGCAAAGUUUCCUGUCCAGAAGCUCUGUGGAGUGUGAUGGAAAAGUCCUUCAUGGAAUAUUAUGAUUUCUAUGAGGGAGUCUGCAGAGACAGACUGCACCUACAAGGACAGAACAUGCAGGAUCCAUUUGGUGAGAAGCGUGGCCGGUUUGACUACCAGGGCCUGUUGGCUCGCCUCGGCGCCACGCACCGGCGAAUACGGGAGAAAAGCGUGGUGGAGGAUGAUCACAAUGAUGACGAUUCUGAUUCAGACACCAGCUCCUCAGGGACGGACCCCGACAGCCAAGGCAGCUCCCAGCCCUGACUCCCUCGACAGACCUGGUCCCUAACGCCAUGAAUAAAAGACAAAGGGAGACCUUUUUUUGUUAUGUUUGCGGUGGAGGAACAAAAUCACAAAAAGAAUAUGCAUCUAUGUUUAAGGCUUUAGUGAUUCUAUGAACCGGACCUAAAAUCAAGCUUCUCGGGCAAAUGUUACAGUGAGAGAAGCAGUAGUAGAGUUGAGGAACCAUUCGCUGGUCAAGUGUUGGCGAAUCUGGCCUGGAGUGAAGUAUCGCUGCUCCUGUGCAGCUAACCAGCGCUUAUUUAGCUUUUUUUGAUCGAUUCCUCAGAAUGGAUCCCCGGAUGCCUGAGGUUAACCAAGCAGUGUUGCUUGUGAGAUGUUACACGCCAAUAUUCCAACAAGAAGUUGUUCCAGUGUGAUUCUGAAAUCCAAACAAACAUCCUCUCUGUUUUUUCCUCCUGUUCCUAAAGAGAAACCGUAAUGGCAGAGGACAAGCCCACGCUUUGACCCUCGCUUUAUAGUGAAGGCAUGUUUUAGACUAGCUGAAGGGACUUGCAGUAUGUUGGGCUGAUCAAUGACAACGGCUAAGGUGCUCAUCAGAACAAGCUGUUCCUGCUUUCAGGUGGCAUUGUUUUUCAAUUAAACAGAAGAGGAAUCAAAGAUAAACUUUAUGCAGUAGACGUUUGAAGAUACUGAUUUUGGGCUCAGGUCAGGACGAAACUACAACCACACCUCUUUCAGACUGGAUCGUAGCUGCUUCCACAACUGGCCACGUACAACCAUCAGCAGCUCACCAAUUUAAAUUUCCUGACAAUUACACAAAACAUUCUGCUUAGCUAGUGCAGCUCACAGGUGUUUAUCUGAGCAAUGCUUUACCAAGUAAGGAACCCACACAGAGAUUCAAAUACUGUACUUUUUUGACCAGUCGUGCUAAACACACGACACUUUGCAACUUGUAGGGGACAUUAUUGGAAACUCUUGUUUCUGAAACUCGCUGUUCCUGAUGAUUUUUGUCUUUAUUCAGUUAAGAUCCAAAUUAAACCGUUGCGUGCUGUUGCUAUAUCUACCUGGGCUCAGAGGGGAACUAACAGAGAAACGUUUGCAACAGGGCCUGACCGGAGGGCAGUACGCAGUAAAGAGGUGGAUUGCACCAAAAUAUAAGGACAGAAAGCUUCAAUACUUAGUUCCAGACGUUUAGGGGCUUCAACAGAUCAAUAGAGCAGUUUUAUCCUGUGACCUCUGCCGACUCCAUUCGCACCUCGUGUCACUAAAAAGGUCUUUAUGCAACACCAACCCAAGCUGCAGAGUGAAUAUUUCCACCUGUGGCACAAAAGCAUGAAACAGUGAGAAAGCUGAAGGCAACUGUUCAGCUGUUCUUUUUUUCUCCCUGUCCAUGCAAUAAGUAGUAGUUCACAUUUCUCUCGAGACAUCUUUAUUUGCUGUAUGUAAUCUAUGAAUGUUCUUUAUCUCCACCUUGUGGACAGAGCUUUGUUGCUCUACAGUUAUAUAAGAGCAUGUGUUGAGUAAAAUGCUCAUAGCAUCAGCCUGACCACAAACAGAGGGUCUCCAGAACAAUGUGUGCUACUGUGUGCUCACUUAAUGCAAGGUGGCAAACCAAACCAAGUACAUAACUCAAAGCAGUAGUUCAGUUUGUGAAAUAUUUCAGUGGGAUCUCACCUCUGAUGACUAAAGUCAAGUGAAUCCCAUCCAGAAACCUGUUGGCUUGGCCUGAAGACCGGCCAAAAGAAAUACUUGUCUGAGAGUAACAGUAGUUUGUGGGGAUGCUCAAUCUGAAAAUAGAGAAAAUGUCUAGAAAAAAAACUUAUGUUAAGAUAAGUUUAAAAUUAUAAGACAAAUAUGAGGAUGUUGUCUUUUCUAAAGUCACUUGUUUGUCCACAGAAGUCAGGCUCUCAGCAUGGUGAGUAUCCUUUCUGCCUUCCAUGUCCUCCAGUGCCUGCCUUUUGCUCUCUACAGCCACGCUGAUAAGAGACUAGUUCUGUCAAACCCUGACUAACUAUCGGGGUUGAAGAAGAAACUAACGAUGUUCAUAUUCUAGGGCAUUCCUUUUUAUUUCAGUUGUGUUAUUGCGCAGUUACAUGAGAAGCACUUCCUAGCUGAAUAUAUGUGGUUGCCAAAAUGUUAAGUGCAACAGACGUCUUUUUAAGUGAAAGCAAAGAGAUCAUAUUCCUGCGUGCCCGUGCUGUGUUUUGGUCUGCUCUAAGCAGAGUUGUUCUGUGACUCUGUAAACCCUGGAUUACUGAUGGAAUUCUUCGUUUCCAGGUCACAACCAUGUUUCUAUUGUACAGAGGUUAAAGAAAAGUACAGAAUAAAGUGUUGUUCAGUCUG
Molecule: messenger RNA, 3989 nt
Organism: Betta splendens (Siamese fighting fish)
Lineage: Eukaryota; Metazoa; Chordata; Actinopteri; Anabantiformes; Osphronemidae
Gene: ube2z
Product: ubiquitin-conjugating enzyme E2Z
Exons: 7
Coding region: 450-1667 (405 amino acids)
Biological process (GO): negative regulation of apoptotic process
Cellular component (GO): nucleus
Molecular function (GO): cysteine-type endopeptidase inhibitor activity; ubiquitin conjugating enzyme activity
Source: RefSeq, a predicted model, not a curated record